Messenger RNA from Capsella rubella, 944 nucleotides. Its product is annotated as S-protein homolog 5. The transcript is spliced from 2 exons. The coding region runs from base 8 to 460 and encodes 150 amino acids. NCBI's taxonomy places the organism in Eukaryota, Viridiplantae, Streptophyta, Magnoliopsida, Brassicales, Brassicaceae. The record is from RefSeq and is a predicted model, not a curated record.
UCCAUCCAUGGCUUUCUCAAAAAAUAACCACUUCAAGUUUGUGCUUCUCAUAUUCCUAUAUAGCCUAAAAAAAUCUUCAUCUUUUGGUAACCAUUCGUCCAUCGAUGGACUUUUGCUGUUUGCGCCUAAACAUGUCACCAUCUUUAACACAUUGGCCACACGUGCAAAACUGGUCGUACAUUGCAUGAAUAAAAAGAAAGAUUUAGGGAUAAAAGAGCUUCCAAUUGGAGCUAGUUUUGAUUUCAGGUUUCGUGUCAAUUUUCGUAAAACGAUAACGUAUAAUUGCAGUUUCGAAUGGCCCGAGAGAGAAGAGACAUUUGAUAUCUUUAGAGCAGAUAGAGAUGACAAUGAAACAAGUCCAUACGGAGUAUGUAGAGAGUGUAUUUGGUACAUUUUUGAAUCAGCCCCUUGUCGUGGUAAACGUGACGGAGGCCGUUCUAUAUGCUUUUCAUGGGAUUGAUGGAGGUUCUUUUAUAUAUUUUUAUGAUUUUGAGGCCUUUUUGGAGGAUGGCUAGUAAGACCUACAACCCUAUUUCCGUGUAAUAUCACUCUUGACUGUUACUACAAAACAUGGAUAAUGAAAUGAAUCAGAAAGGUAAAGGACCUAACCUGAGGUUAAGAUUGAAUUGUGAGCUUCAUCCGUAAAUUCUGUUACCAUCUUCUCCGUCCUCUAACAUUUGCUUUAUGUGGUUCUAGAGGCGAUGCCUAAGGGUUUGGUGAUCAGGAUUAUGAAGAGGAAUUAUUCAUCACAGGUUCACAUCUUCGCUCCCCUCUAAUGACAAUACUGUCAUCUUCUUUCCUCCAUAUUUCGCAUUGGAAGAGUCUUGAGACUCCUAGUCUGGCUUAUGGAGAAGAAUCUAUCUUUUGUCCCAAACCAACUAUUUUUACUCUGCAAAAGCCAACUUUUCAUGCAUAGUCAAAAACAACAACGAGAAGAUCUAUUA